Saccharomyces cerevisiae S288C is the source of this 2061-nucleotide messenger RNA. RefSeq names its product chromatin-binding protein BDF1 (gene BDF1). Gene Ontology annotation, cellular component: nucleus. Gene Ontology annotation, biological process: negative regulation of heterochromatin formation. The coding region runs from base 1 to 2061 and encodes 686 amino acids. The record is from RefSeq and is marked reviewed. NCBI's taxonomy places the organism in Eukaryota, Fungi, Ascomycota, Saccharomycetes, Saccharomycetales, Saccharomycetaceae. Gene Ontology annotation, molecular function: histone H3 reader activity; TFIID-class transcription factor complex binding; core promoter sequence-specific DNA binding. The transcript has a single exon.
AUGACCGAUAUCACACCCGUACAGAACGAUGUGGAUGUCAAUGGUAAUAAUGUCAAUGACGACGUUUCCAGUAAUCUAAAGAGGCCUAUAGAUCAAGGGGAUCCUUCGAAUGGACUCGCAGAAGAAGAAAACCCCGCCAAUAACCAGUUGCAUCUCAAAAAGGCUAGACUGGAUGGAGAUGCUCUAACAUCAUCGCCUGCUGGACUUGCAGAGAACGGUAUUGAAGGCGCCACCCUGGCGGCUAACGGGGAAAAUGGGUAUAACGCCACCGGAAGUGGCGCAGAAGACGAACAGCAGGGGUUGAAGAAGGAAGAAGGAGGACAAGGUACCAAACAAGAGGAUUUAGAUGAAAACUCAAAACAAGAACUUCCGAUGGAGGUUCCAAAGGAACCUGCCCCUGCUCCUCCUCCAGAGCCCGAUAUGAAUAAUCUCCCUCAGAAUCCAAUACCAAAGCACCAGCAGAAACAUGCAUUGCUUGCGAUUAAAGCUGUCAAACGCUUGAAGGAUGCGAGACCCUUUCUACAACCUGUUGACCCAGUGAAAUUGGAUAUUCCCUUUUACUUUAACUACAUAAAGAGGCCAAUGGACUUGUCUACUAUAGAGAGGAAGUUGAACGUAGGCGCUUAUGAAGUUCCGGAGCAAAUCACGGAGGAUUUCAAUCUCAUGGUUAACAACAGUAUUAAAUUCAACGGUCCAAAUGCGGGCAUAUCACAAAUGGCAAGAAACAUACAAGCUUCUUUCGAGAAACAUAUGCUAAAUAUGCCUGCUAAGGAUGCUCCACCUGUAAUAGCCAAGGGACGGCGGUCUAGUGCCCAAGAGGAUGCCCCAAUUGUAAUUAGACGAGCCCAAACUCAUAAUGGGAGGCCGAAAAGGACUAUACAUCCGCCGAAAUCAAAGGAUAUUUAUCCUUAUGAAUCGAAGAAACCGAAAUCCAAAAGACUACAACAAGCAAUGAAAUUUUGUCAGAGUGUGCUAAAGGAAUUGAUGGCCAAGAAGCACGCCUCUUAUAACUACCCAUUUUUGGAACCAGUAGACCCAGUUUCUAUGAAUUUGCCGACUUAUUUCGAUUAUGUUAAAGAGCCAAUGGAUUUAGGCACAAUCGCCAAGAAAUUAAAUGACUGGCAGUAUCAAACAAUGGAGGAUUUUGAGAGAGACGUGAGGUUGGUCUUUAAAAACUGCUACACGUUCAAUCCGGAUGGCACGAUCGUUAAUAUGAUGGGUCAUCGUCUAGAGGAAGUUUUCAAUUCCAAAUGGGCGGAUAGGCCUAAUUUGGAUGACUACGAUUCCGAUGAAGAUUCGAGGACCCAAGGCGACUACGACGAUUAUGAAUCUGAGUAUUCAGAGUCUGACAUCGAUGAAACUAUAAUUACAAAUCCAGCCAUCCAGUAUUUGGAAGAACAACUUGCUCGGAUGAAAGUGGAGUUGCAACAAUUAAAAAAGCAAGAACUGGAAAAAAUAAGAAAAGAGAGGCGCUUAGCACGUGGAUCAAAGAAACGCGGCAAAAGAUCGAAGGGAAGGAGUGGGUCUAAGAACGCUUCUUCGAAAGGAAGGCGAGAUAAAAAGAAUAAAUUGAAAACAGUAGUGACAUAUGAUAUGAAACGUAUCAUUACAGAGAGGAUCAAUGAUUUACCAACUUCCAAAUUAGAAAGAGCAAUCGACAUAAUAAAAAAAUCCAUGCCCAAUAUUUCUGAAGACGAUGAAGUAGAACUUGACCUCGACACUUUAGAUAAUCACACCAUCUUAACAUUGUACAACACUUUCUUUAGACAAUAUGAAAGCUCAUCCGGUGCUUCUAACGGUUUGGACGGUACUUCAGGUGUUACGCGAGAUGCUUCGUCCUUGUCGCCUACAAGUGCGGGAAGCAGAAAGAGAAGAUCUAAGGCAUUAAGCCAAGAGGAGCAGAGUAGGCAGAUAGAAAAGAUAAAAAAUAAACUAGCUAUCUUAGACAGUGCUUCACCUCUGAGCCAAAACGGCUCCCCAGGCCAAAUUCAAAGCGCUGCACACAACGGGUUUUCCUCAUCUUCAGAUGACGAUGUUAGCAGCGAAAGUGAAGAAGAGUGA